AUGCCGGCUGUGAGGUUCCAGAUCCCCAAGACGGAGGAGGAAUGGCAGAAGGCUGUCAGAGAUGCAGAUGCCCGGGACAGAGAUGGGUCUUCAGGAUUUGAACCUCAUGCUGCACCGGCGUUCCAGAAGUAUCUCCAAAGUAUCCAAGAUGGGGCACCGGCUACGCUGAGGAACCCCGAUGAUUCUAUUCCUUUGGGAAUCUUCGAGAUCACGCGAUUUGAUUCGGACAGAAAGAAUGCGUGGUACGCUGUGCCCUUUUUCAACGAGAUAGCUGUGACCUUCGCAGCCAUUGACUAUCUUCAAGCCGUGUGUCUGAAGAAUCCUGGUGUGUAUUCGCAAUGGACCGCAACCUGUUAUGCCUUUCAAGCACUAGGGGAGGAGGGUUUCCAGGCCCGCACUGAUGGGGCUCUUCAUCUAUAUGAAGAACCAGAGAAGGUCUUUGCGCUCCUAGAGUGCAAGGCAAGGCAGAGGGAAGAUGCUCUCCUUCAGGUUGAGUAUCAAGAGGUAGCCAAAAUAGCGGUAUGGAUUUGCCAGAGAAAUCAUCCAGAGAUGGCAAUGCCGGGACGUACGGCCCCAUUCCGUCUGAAAGAGGCCUUUGACAUGGAGCAAGUGACUUUCAUUGUUCUGGCCUUCGUCUUUGGCGUGGGUAAAGGCAUGUGA
Aspergillus nomiae NRRL 13137 is the source of this 660-nucleotide messenger RNA. RefSeq lists its product as uncharacterized. The record is from RefSeq and is a predicted model, not a curated record. Lineage: Eukaryota; Fungi; Ascomycota; Eurotiomycetes; Eurotiales; Aspergillaceae. The coding region runs from base 1 to 660 and encodes 219 amino acids. The transcript has 4 exons.